AUGGCCCAGAAAUGCGUCCACAAGGGAUGUGGGAAGGUGUUUGAAGAUCCUGAAGAAGAAUGUAUAUACCACCCAGGACCGCCUGAGUUUCACGAAGGACAGAAAGGCUGGAAAUGCUGCAAGCCCCGAGUCCUCACCUUUGACGAAUUCCUCGCCAUCCCUCCGUGCACGACAGGAAAACACUCCACCGUCGACGACACACCCGCACCCGCACCAAAACCCGCGCCUGAAGACGUACCAUCCUCAUCCUCAUCGGCCGUCCCAGUCUUCGCACCCUUACCAAUGACCACCAACACCCUCUCCGCGCCGCAACAACCCACCCCAUCCAGCACACCGAAGCCAGAACCACCACCCGACGAGUCCGACGACCCAGACGCCUCGAUCCCGCCAAGCGCAAGCUGCAAGCGACGCGGGUGCGGGAAGUCACAGGACAGCAGCGUGGCGCGGGACGACGAGGAAUGCACAUACCACCCCGGCGUACCGAUCUUCCACGAAGGCAGUAAAGGCUGGACAUGCUGCAAGCGGCGGGUGCUGGAGUUCGAUGAGUUCCUGAAGAUCGAGGGCUGUCGGACGCGCAGUAGGCAUUGUUAUGUGGGCAAGAAGAAGAAGAUCAGAGAUGCUGAUGACGGUCAUGGUGGGCCUGCAGAGGCAGAGGAGGAGGAGAAGCUACCGACCGUGCGGAACGACUUCUACCAGACCCCGUCCAGUGUCAUUGUCAGUUUCUACCUGAAGAAGAUUGACAAGGCGCGGGCGAAGGUUGAGUUUGCCGAGAGCGGAGAGACGGUCACGCUGGAUUUGCCGACGAGUGAUGGGAAGAGGUUCGCGAGUGUGUUGCCGCUGUUUGCGCCCGUGGAUCCCGAGAAGAGUUCGUUCAAGAUCAUGGGCACGAAGCUUGAGAUGGUGCUGGUCAAGAAAGACGUCGCGAGUUGGUCGUCUUUACGCAAUGAUGAGCAACCUACGGGUGGAAGGAUUCAGCUGGGGCAGGCAGGGCGUGCUGUCUAG
This is a messenger RNA of Exophiala bonariae, 1002 nucleotides long. RefSeq lists its product as uncharacterized. The record is from RefSeq and is a predicted model, not a curated record. NCBI's taxonomy places the organism in Eukaryota, Fungi, Ascomycota, Eurotiomycetes, Chaetothyriales, Herpotrichiellaceae. Bases 1 to 1002 code for a protein of 333 amino acids. The transcript is spliced from 2 exons.